Messenger RNA from Musa acuminata AAA Group (dessert banana), 2409 nucleotides. Its product is annotated as probable methyltransferase PMT17. The record is from RefSeq and is a predicted model, not a curated record. Bases 363 to 2255 code for a protein of 630 amino acids. Gene Ontology annotation, molecular function: methyltransferase activity. NCBI's taxonomy places the organism in Eukaryota, Viridiplantae, Streptophyta, Magnoliopsida, Zingiberales, Musaceae. The transcript has 7 exons. Gene Ontology annotation, cellular component: endosome; trans-Golgi network; cytoplasm.
UCAUGUGGACUGAAUUGUGUCAUUUCUGUUCCCUGCCAUGAGCAGAGGGGGGGAGUAAAGGGCAUAGGAGGCUUAGAGGUACCCUUGUGUCGUUUUUUAAUGGGUGAGCCCAUGUGAGGAGGACUCCUGUCCCUCUGCCCCUGUCCUUAAUUUUCCUUUUAUUUCUUUUGGGUAGUCUUGAGUCCUUUAUCUUAUACCUUUUUCAUUGCCACACCAACUCAGUAAGUUGUGAGGGGAUGUCUCAUGUUUCUCCUCCCCUUCUCCCACAGUAGGCCUCUCGAGGAGGUAAGAAAGGAUCGCUAAGACUGCCCCAAGAACAAACUACAAAGAAGAGAAGCCACUGACAAGUUUGUGCUGGUCUAAUGGCCAAAGACAAUGUUGGAUCUCCAAAGAUCCAUCAGUUAGAUUUGAAGAGAUGGCGGUUAACGCAUCUCUUAGCUGUAAUUGGCCUCUGCGUUCUGUUUUACAUCCUCGGGGCUUGGCAGAACAAGACUACCCCAUCACUCACUGCCGACUCCGGUCUCACCACUAAAGUUGGAUGUGAAUCUGUUCUCCGGAAAUCCAAUGCCUCAGCAUCCUUGCCAUCAGAUGCAACUCUCGAUUUCGAUGCUCACCACCAGCAGAGCGUGGAUGAAAGGUCCAUGGUGAUCGAGAAAUUCCCACCUUGUGAUCUUAAUUUUAGCGAGUACACACCUUGCCAAGAUCGCCCCAGGGGGAGGAGGUUCGCGAGAGCAAUGCUGGUGUACCGAGAGCGACACUGUCCCGAAAAAGAUGACUCCAUACGGUGCCUAAUUCCUGCCCCACCGAAGUAUAAAACACCUUUUAAGUGGCCUCAAAGCAGGGACUAUGCUUGGUUCGAUAACAUUCCUCAUAGGGAACUCAGCAUUGAGAAGGCUGUCCAGAACUGGAUCCAGGUAGAAGGCAACCGGUUCAGAUUCCCUGGCGGUGGGACGAUGUUCCCACGAGGUGCUGAUGCUUAUAUUGAUGAUAUAAAUGAUCUGAUUUCAUUAACCGACGGUAACAUCAGGACUGCGAUCGACACAGGCUGUGGAGUUGCCAGUUGGGGUGCUUAUCUGCUGAAGAGGGAUAUUGUAACUAUGUCGUUCGCACCGAGAGACACACACGAGGCUCAGGUGCAGUUUGCUUUGGAGCGAGGAGUUCCAGCCAUGAUUGGAGUGAUGGCAACACAGCGGUUGCCAUAUCCAGCUAGAGCUUUUGACAUGGCUCAUUGUUCUCGUUGUCUGAUUCCUUGGCAAGCUUAUGAUGGGUUGUAUCUAAUUGAAGUUGAUCGAGUUCUAAGACCAGGAGGUUAUUGGAUUCUGUCUGGUCCUCCAAUUCACUGGAAGAAGCACUAUCGAGGUUGGGAAAGAACUCAGGAAGAUCUGAAAAAAGAGCAAGAUUCAAUAGAGGAAGUUGCUAAGCGUCUAUGUUGGAAGAAAUUAAUCGAGAAGGACGAUCUAGCAAUUUGGCAGAAGCCCAUCAACCAUGUAGAAUGCAUUGAAAGUCGAAGGAUCUACAAGACACCUCACACUUGCAAGAAUGACAAUGCUGAUGCUGCCUGGUACAAAAAAAUGAAGACUUGUAUAACCCCAUUACCAGAAGUGAGCAGUCAGGAUGAAGUUGCAGGUGGUGAACUCAAGAAAUGGCCUGAGAGGGCAUUUGCUGUUCCACCAAGAAUAAGCAGCGGAUCGGUACCUGGGUUGACUACUAAGACAUACAAAGAUGACAAUACAAUGUGGAAGGAACGGAUAGCAAACUACAAGAGAAUUAUUCCACCUUUGUCUCAAGGACGAUACCGAAAUGUGAUGGACAUGAAUGCAUACUUGGGUGGAUUUGCAGCAGCUAUGAUGAAGUAUCCUGUGUGGGUGAUGAAUGUAGUCCCUGCAAAUUCAGACCAAGACACCCUUGGUGUGAUCCAUGAGAGAGGAUUUAUUGGAGCGUAUCAGGACUGGUGUGAAGCUUUCUCAACUUAUCCUAGAACUUAUGAUCUCAUCCAUGCUAGUGGCCUUUUCAGCAUUUAUCGGGACAGGUGUGACAUAACAUACAUCCUCUUGGAGAUGGAUCGGAUACUGAGACCAGAAGGAACGGUGAUAAUACGCGAUGUCGUCGAUGUCCUUACUAAAGUUAAGGCGCUAACAGAUGGAAUGAGAUGGAAGAGUCAGAUCAUGGAUCAUGAAAGUGGACCUUUCAACCCUGAGAAGAUCCUUGUAGCUGUCAAGACUUACUGGACUGCUGAGCCCUCCAAGAAGCAAUAAUUGAUCUAUUUUUUUGUCAUAAUAUGUGAACUAAUUUGCCUACUUUAGAUAGGGGAUUGGAUUUCAUGCAGGUCUCUCUACCCAACCACUGUGUACUAUCCAAUUGUAUCUGGCUUUUGUUCUAUACUUGCAGUUUCUCUUGUUCUCCUUCUCA